AUGGAGGCGUUGUUGGCGCAUUCGUUCGACUACCUGUCUUCCUACGAGCCCAGCAAGAUCCGCAAGGGUCUGCGCCAGGUCGAGGGUUUGCUGGCGCAGAUAUGCCUUUCAAGGCCCAAACAGGCGGCAGCCGACAAGAGGAGGUCCACGUCGCAACUGACUCCGAAGCCGCUGGACGAGCUCGCCGAGGAUCCGGCCUUCAGAGAGUUUUUCAAGCUGCAAGAAGGGUUCCAAUGGAACGUUGCGAUGCGCCUGGUUACAUGCUUGGAACACCUGCUCGGUCGCGGUAGCAAUGGCACCAACGAUCUGCUCAUCAUCUCGACUCUGGACUUGAUCCAGGGCGUCCUGCUCCUCCACCCGCCGUCGCGGUCCCUGUUCGCGCGUGAGAUCUACAUGAAUCUGCUGCUGGACCUGCUCGAUCCGAUCAAUUGUCCCGCCAUCCAGUCCUCCACCCUGCUGACCCUGGUGACCGCCCUGCUCGACAAUCCGGCCAACACGCGGACAUUCGAGGAGCUCGAUGGCCUGCUGACCGUCACGUCGCUGUUUAAGCUUCGUGCGACAGCGCGCGAAGUCAAGUUGAAGCUGGUCGAGUUCUUAUAUUUCUACCUGAUGCCGGAGACGCCCACCAUUCCAGCCGCCGGCGCCAGCGCACCCAACACGGCCGUGCUGGGCCUGCAGCGGAGCCCCAGCAAACUGGCGGGCGCCUUCUCGCGCAGUGUCAACGGAGCCGGGGACGGUCGCGGCAACCGGGAGACGCGCACCACCGAGGAGAAACAGAGACUGCUCGGUCGCUACCUCAGCAAUGUCGAGGAUCUGGUAGAAGAUCUCAAGGAGACGGCUCCGUUUGGGGGGUCCGUUUACUAG
This is a messenger RNA of Rasamsonia emersonii CBS 393.64, 864 nucleotides long. Its product is annotated as Cell division control protein 14. Lineage: Eukaryota; Fungi; Ascomycota; Eurotiomycetes; Eurotiales; Trichocomaceae. Bases 1 to 864 code for a protein of 287 amino acids. The record is from RefSeq and is a predicted model, not a curated record. The transcript is spliced from 2 exons.